This is a messenger RNA of Plasmodium reichenowi, 2808 nucleotides long. Its product is annotated as arginine--tRNA ligase, putative. The coding region runs from base 1 to 2808 and encodes 935 amino acids. The transcript is spliced from 2 exons. Gene Ontology annotation, molecular function: ATP binding; arginine-tRNA ligase activity. Gene Ontology annotation, biological process: arginyl-tRNA aminoacylation. The record is from RefSeq and is a predicted model, not a curated record. Lineage: Eukaryota; Apicomplexa; Aconoidasida; Haemosporida; Plasmodiidae.
AUGCUUAAUGCUGUUAUACUCAUUGUGCUCUUUUCCAUUUUAUUUUUUGAUGAAUGUAAAGUGUUGAGAAAUAUAUCUUAUAGUCAUAAAACAGAAAAUAAGAAAAGAGGAUUUUUAUUUUUCCUACCUUUGUUAUUAAAGAAAAAAAGGUUUGAGGGAAGGACAUAUGUGAAAAAGAAUAAAAUAAAUAGUAGUUAUACUUAUGAUUAUUAUGAUUUUAUUAAGAAUGGUAAGGGAAGUAUUGGUCCGUUUACAUAUAAAUCUAAUAAAAGAAGAGUACAUAAACUAUAUGUAUAUAAUAAAUCCGAAAAAAAGGAUGAAACCUAUCAUGACAUAAUAAAUAAUCAUAUAAAUAUUAUUUCUGAAAGAAUAGUAGGAGAUGAAAAAAAUUUUAUAUUACCAAAUUAUUGUUUAAUAGAAAGUAACAAGUUUUAUGAAGAUUAUGAUUAUCAAACGAGUAUAUUAAUAUAUUUGGAAAAUUACUUAAAGAGUAAAAAUGUUACAUUUCAUGAUAUUAUGAAAAGGAAAAAAAUGUGUGAUGAUGAUAAAUAUGUUGAUAUGAGAAAUUAUGUUAUAUCUUAUCUACAAAAUGAAUGCUCAGAUAUCAUAGAUCAUCUACAUAUAUCAGAGAACGGUAUAUUAAAUAUAAGAAUAAAUAAAAAUUCUCUAAUGGGGAAAAUAAGAGAUUUUUAUAAUAUGAAUAUUUUAAAAAGUAAUAAUGAAAAAGAAAUAAAGAAAAAGAAAAAAGGUAUUGUUUUAUUAGAUUUCUGUAGUGUCAAUAUGUGUAAGCAUAUUCAUAUGGGUCAUUUGAAAUCUAUAUUUCUUGGUUAUUCCUUAAGUAAUUUAUUUAAUUUUUGUAAUUAUCAAAUCAAAAAUAGAAGUCAUAUAGGUGAUUGGAAUCUGAACAUAGCCUUAGUCAUUACAUUUAUUAUUAUUUUUUCAAAUAUUCACAUGAAUAAAGAUGAAAGAGAACAACAAGUUUUAUUAAAUAUAAAUUCGUUAAGUAAUAAAGAAACAAAUAAAAAUAAAUUCUUUCUAAAUACAUAUAAUUAUAAUCAUAAUAUAAAAAACAAAAAAAAAAAAGACAAAACACUUAUAGAUGAACAACAAAAACAAAUAAUAAACAAACAAACUGAAGAUUUCAUUACACAAUAUAUAAAACUAUUAAAUAAUAUAAACGAACAGACUUAUGAAGAAAAUUAUAAUAUAUUGGAUACAAAAAAAUGUUUAAAUAUAAAAUUAGAUGAUCUAGAAUUCUCGUAUAGAUUAUCCAAACGUCUUUAUCUCAAAUCGGAUCUCUUCAAAAAAUUUUCUAAAAACACUUUAUCAUUAAUGUAUAAGAAGGAUGAAAAAAUUAUGACCCUGUGGAAUAUUAUAUGUAACAUAACUAAAAAGGAAAAUGAGCCAGUGCUGAAACGGUUUAACAUUAAAAGACUCGUGGAAAAAGGAGAACACUAUUAUGUGAAGUAUGCUUCUAAAAUAAUUAAUAUGAUGAUAAAUAAAAAAGUCAUUUUUAAUUUAGACAAUAAAUUAUGUGUACUUUUAAAACCAAAAGAUAUGGAAAAAAUGUGUACUUCAAAAAAUUAUAAAAAUAAAGAAAAUAUUUUGAAGUGCAAUGAUAUAUAUUACGAUAUAAUUGAACCUGAUAAUUCCUUGUAUGAAUAUAUAAAUAAGAAUGAUAUAUUAUAUUUAAAAAAAUAUUAUACUAUACUAACUUUAAAAAAUGAUGUUGCUUAUACAUAUGCAGCAAUAGACCUUGCGGCUAUAUAUUAUAGAGUGACAUAUGAACAUGUUAAUAAAAUAAUUUAUGUUGUAGAUGAAAAUCAGAAAAAUCAUUUUGCACAAGUUUUUUCUAUUGCUAAAUAUUUAAAUUUAAUUAAACCAAAUGUAGAAUGUAUCUGUAUUAAUUAUGGUUACAUAUUAAAUCAAGAUAAAAAAAAAAUUAAAACACAAAACUUCUCAAAUAAUAUAUUUGUAAAAGAUUUUUUUAUUAAAUAUAAACAAAAUGUACAAAAUUUCAAUGAUGACCUUAUCCAUUUAAAUAAUAGAAAUUAUUUUAUUAACAAUAAAUAUUCUACUACCAAACUUUAUGAUCAACUAUUUUUUUCAUCAACUAUUUAUUCAUAUAUAAGCGUAAAAAAUAGCAAAAGACAACCUGUUGAUAAUCUUAUACAAAAUAUGAAUAGAGAAUAUCUAUAUAUUAUUGAUACAUACAAUAUCACUUUAUAUAUUUUAAACAUGUUUAAAAAUAAUAAUAAUAAUAAUAAUAAUAAUAAUAAUAAUAAUAAUAAUCUUAUAUCUGAUUUUUCAUUUAUAUUUUCUAAUAAAGAAUUCCAACCAGAACAAAAUGUAAAAAAUCUUUUAUUAGAUAUUAUAAAAUUUAAUUAUAUCAUUCAAAAAUGUGCACAUCAUUUUUCUAUAGAAAAAUUAUGUUCGUACAUUUAUAAAUUAUCACAAAAAAUACACAAUAUUUAUCAUAAUAAUAACAUUUUUAAAAAUAUUAUACAAAAUCUUCCUUCCAAAAAAAAACACAAAAAUAUACAUCUAUCCACAAGCAAUCAAAAUUAUCAAAGUAAUACUUUAUUAAAUGAACAAGAAAUAAACUAUACAAUUCUAUCGAAUUAUAUUAAGAAUAAUCCUAAUUUCUAUUCAUCCAAUAUUCAAAGCACAACUUCUGAACAACAAAUUCGUCCUGUAAAUAAUCUUAUGGAUAACAGAAUACUCGAAUUAAUCAUUAUGCAAUCCUAUAUUUAUAUACUAUCCAAAAGUUUUAAAAUAUUAAACCUUCAUUUGGUUAAAUUUCAUUGA